CCGCCGGGCGGCGUACCGUCGACCGUAAAUUCCGAGAUUCCGAAUUGCCGACGAAAUUUUGGAUCCCGUUGACUGCCGAUUCUCUUUUUAUCAUUCUGUGAUAAACGUAGCCCCGGGAUAUGAACAUCCCCUCGAGUCUCGCCUUGAACAGCCGAUUCGCUAGCUGAUCAUCGUACGACGAGAUCGUCGCCGCGAGCUUUUCCGCCGUAGCUGCCGAGUCCACCAUAAUUGCUCACGAGUCGAAAAUCUAGAAAGUUUUGACGGCGACCGCUCCGAGGACGUGAUAAGAGACGGGCGCUAUUUUGACUUGACGCUUUCGCUCGUCGAGGCUGAACUGUAUUUCCUGAAGGAAUUUCCCUCGAAGAGAAGCUCGAGCGUGCAAAAACAACCGAGAAGCCCUCAGAAUGUCGGUGGGAGGCAAGCGAGAGGAGUUCCGCAGGUACCUAGAGAAGUGUGGCGUGAUGGACGCCCUCACGAGGAUCCUCGUAUCACUGUACGAGGAAACCGAGAAGCCAGCUGACGCCUUGGAUUACAUACGCAAGAACCUUGGAAGCAUCAUCGAAGAUGAUCCAUCAGAGGUCGACAAUCUGAAGAAGGAGCUAGAGGAGUCCAAAGCCAAGAUCGUCGAACUGAAGUCGAAGCUGCUCAAGUACGAGCCAGAGGAGGUGAAGGUGGACUAACCACCGAGAUGAUGGACGACGUGCAUUCAUUCGACCAGAGUUCAUACUAGUCCCGCUUGGACACUGGCUCUCACCGGGCCAGCCUGACCACAUGUGCCUUAUUACUAUAAUAAAUGACACUCUAAGAAAGCUAGGAUGUAAGACAAAUUACCAAAACUAUCGUGCAAACAUUCCAUUGCGUGUAUACAUUCUCGUUUCAUUUCCCUCGUACUUCAUUUCUUCUUAAUUGUUUAAGCGGACGAAAGUCUAGUUCCUAAGUUCCACUCGCGUAAGUAAGUUUCUUUCCUAAGGACAAAUUUCAUCAUGUAAUAAUAAAGCGAACGCCCUCCCCGUACUUAUAUUAACGCGUACAUGUGUAGUCUGCGUACACAGCUUGUACAAAAUUGAUCUCAGAGUUCGAAUAAAUAAUAUGUCUUUCACGUUUA
Messenger RNA from Ooceraea biroi (clonal raider ant), 1105 nucleotides. RefSeq names its product c-Myc-binding protein. The record is from RefSeq and is a predicted model, not a curated record. NCBI's taxonomy places the organism in Eukaryota, Metazoa, Arthropoda, Insecta, Hymenoptera, Formicidae. Gene Ontology annotation, cellular component: nucleus. Gene Ontology annotation, molecular function: transcription coactivator activity. Gene Ontology annotation, biological process: regulation of DNA-templated transcription.